AUGGCGCAUAAACAUGUCUUCAAUGCCGUUGAUCGUAUGCUUAUGCUGCGCGAUGUUCGCCAUGACCUUCCUGACGCGAAGGAUACCGCAUUUGGCGGACCGUGGGGCUACGGUAGCGGCAUGUCUCCUCUACGCAUCAGUCUGGCCGUUAAUGUGUACUGGCCGCCGUCACUCACCGCGAGAAAUGUUGAUGUUGAUGAACUCAACAUUCAAACCUUACUCACGCUGGGUGACGGCGAUAAGUACAUCUUGACGGCCUUCAGUGAUGCCAACAGAGAGAGUGCAGACGGGGUGGUUGACAUCAGUGACGAGUUGACUCCACAGUAUCUCCGAUCACUCUCGGUGAAUGGUCUUCCCCUUGGUGAUAUCCGCCUAAGGCUUGGUGCGCCCGUCAUGUUUUUGCGUAACCUAGACCCCCUCAACGGUCUUUGUAAUGGGACCCGUAUGAUCGUUACCAGCAUCCGGCAGAGAUUCCUCCAAGUAUCUUCAUAA
Messenger RNA from Penicillium bovifimosum, 492 nucleotides. RefSeq lists its product as uncharacterized. The record is from RefSeq and is a predicted model, not a curated record. Bases 1 to 492 code for a protein of 163 amino acids. The transcript has 2 exons. Lineage: Eukaryota; Fungi; Ascomycota; Eurotiomycetes; Eurotiales; Aspergillaceae.